AGCUGUCGCUGGUGGUUUGACGGAUGGGGAUUGACCUUGUGCGCCGGUUUCACCACCCAUUUCUACAUUUAUGGCAAUGGAAAAAUAAACACCAGUGACGUGGAGGGGGAGAAGAUUCUGUCUGCAAAUGAUUUAGUUGGUAUCCCUCAUCCCACCAACAGCAAUGGUAACAGACAUUUGAUAAACGCUAAUGUAAAACAGAAGUCAACACGCAAUGUUUUUACCACUUUUUCAAAAGUGGGCAGCAAAGAGGGUGUUGUUCAUAAGAAGAAUAUGGACUGUAUAAAUGACAAGGACAAGGCCUUGGAUUUCACUAAUCACUACGAGGGAAAGUUUUUGGACAAAAAGGAGUCUGCAUUGUUUCUGAAUGGGGUGGUAAACUCUGCUCAUAUUACAAAUGGUUACUCCAGCAAGUCACCCCCUGAUAACGAUGGCAGUGGCUCAGAAGGUGGAUAUACUACUCCUAAGAAACGCAAGGCCAGACGCAACAGCAUCAAGAACACAGAGCAUGUGACAAGAGAAAAGGAGAGAGCCAUGCAGCAGGGCAAUGCCACACAGGAGCCAGAGGUUUCUGGACUUGAACCAACAGAGAAAAUGGUGAGCUCGCAACUUGUCCAUAAAGCAGACGCCCAGACAGCAGUCAGGCGGAUAGAUGCUCCAGAGGUGGCUAUGGGUGAACUGCAGAAGAAAAACUCAGACAGUAAGACUGCUGCAGGUGCCUUUGGUAAAAGGUUUGAGAAUAGGCCCAAAGCCAAGCUCUCCUCCUCUUCAAAAGAGGACUCUUGGACUUUAUUCAAGCCUCCUCCAGUAUUUCCUGUGGACAACAGUAGUGCUAAAAUAGUGCCCAAGAUUAGUUAUGCAAGUAAAGUUAAGGAGAACCUCAACAAAGCAGCCCAGGCUGGAGGAGAGGUACAGCCUCCUCAGGUGCCUGGUAGACUGUCACAGGUCCCCAUGUCCGCUAUGAAAACCAUCAUCUCCGCUAGCUUUACUAAUGGCCCCGUUUCUGGAGAUGGAAAUAGUUGCCCGUCUGUUGGUACCUUCUUCACUCCUGCUGCUAGUAGUAUUCCGCCAGCCCCCUCUCUCCCAUGUGGGGAGAACGUAGCAUCCACUUUGGACAAUGACUGUAACUCUCUAACCAACCCUGCAGCAGCAGCUGUAGAUCUGAGAAAGUGUACUCUUUUCAUUUACCCCCUAAACCCUUUAAAUAUGCAACCUGUGCUCCCUAGUGCUCGCCAAGUGGACACCCAGGCCGCUCAGACAAAUCAGAAAGCCUUGGGGGACAUUUUCCAGAAUCAGUGGGGCCUGUCUUUCAUCAAUGAGCCAAAUGUGGGGCCAGAAGGAGGAAGUGGGCCAGUGGCUACUGUGGAGGGCAAGGAUGUGGUGGUAACAUUUCAAGGGGAGCAAUGCCCUGCUGCCAAGCCAGGCCUUGACUGUAAUCUAUCAAUCCCUGAGCCUUUGCCUCUCACUUUGGCUCAAGACUCAGAGAAAAGGACUAGUGCCCUAGCUUGCCCCCCUGCUACAGUGAAAGAUGAGGAUGGGGAAAAGGCUCAGCUGUCUAGACAGGACAAGACAAAGGGCGAGGCUAAGAGUCCAGGUGCAGUUUUGUUGGCCUCUUGUAAAGACAUAAGUGCUGAGCCUUUCCAGGCCCCCCUGACCAACAUGGUGUUGGGGCUGUCUAAAGAGCAGGCUCACUCUAAGAGCCUGGACAGAGGUAGCUGGGGGUCGUUUGAUCUUAAAGCUGCUGUUACUUAUCACACUAAAGAAAUGGAAUAUGUUUUCAAUUUGCAAAAACAAGAUCCAAAAAGAGUAGUCUGUUAUGACAAGACCAAGGAUGGACCUGAUCAGUGAGGUAGUGAAUGUCAACAAUUACAUGUACCUUCUCCCUACCUGGGUGCUGCAGUUAUCAUCUUUGGUGGUUAUGAUCCCUUUGGAAAACAAAAUCGAGUCAACUGUGAUAUUGGGACUGAAAGAUGUGUCCUGUGACAAACUUUUAUUGGAAUAGAGAAUGGGAUAAUGGGGAUUCGUUUUUUGGGGGGGGCAUCGGAGAAGAGGAAGAAGACAAGGGGAGAUGUAAUAUGAGGACAUAUUAAUCCAAUUAUUGGCAUUAAGUUGAGCGCAGGAGCUUCUGCUGACGCUCUGGACUGCACAAAGACUCAAACACUUGAAAGAAAGAAAUGUUGGGUGCCUCUCCCAUGUGAAUGGACACUUAUGACACUUUCUGCUGUAAUAGACAUUGGUCUCAUAGCUCCUUCCUCUGGGUGUUGGGGACAAAUAAGACGGAGGAAGGCGCAAACUGCACCUCCCGAGCCUUUAUCCUGUUGCCCAUUGAAAAGUGGCGAUUAUCAGUCUGACAGUAGGAUGCCUCAAUAGUUUUAUUUCCUCAUGCAUUCAAAUUAGUCCAAUAUAUGUAGAUUUGUGUGUGUUAUGAUUUAUUUAUACACAUCAGUAUACAGUUGUAGUCGGAAGUUUACAUACACCUUAGCCAAAUACAUUUAAACUCAGUUUUUCACAAUUCCUGACAUUUAAUC
Messenger RNA from Coregonus clupeaformis (lake whitefish), 2528 nucleotides. RefSeq names its product nuclear fragile X mental retardation-interacting protein 2. The record is from RefSeq and is a predicted model, not a curated record. Lineage: Eukaryota; Metazoa; Chordata; Actinopteri; Salmoniformes; Salmonidae. Gene Ontology annotation, molecular function: RNA binding. Gene Ontology annotation, cellular component: cytoplasmic stress granule; nucleoplasm. Bases 274 to 1848 code for a protein of 524 amino acids. The transcript has 4 exons.